GCAAGCAAGCAAGAGCGGAUCCAAUAAGCGGCAUGUCACAGCACCAGUAUUUUCCAUGUCUUUUUAUCCACGAUGUACUUUAGGAUUUUAGUAAGAUGCGUGUGUGUUUCCAGAUAACCAGUUUUCUCAUUGCUUUAAACUUUUACUGCCGGCCGCUGCGAGCUCAGGAUCCCUCCUGUUGCCACCAUGCUGCCGAAUUCUCGCCUUGCAAAGAAGCUUGUGACCAGCUGACCACUAUAAAGAGUGAGUCACGUUUGAAGCAUCUCCUCCAGAGGUUACCUGGUUACUGUCCAGAGUCUAUGAAUGAACUUUGGAUGUGCAUCAAUACUACACUUCCAGGAGUAUCCAAGAAGUCAGAUGGCUGGGUGGGGCUGGGUUGCUGUGAGCUGGCUAUCUCAACUGAGUGUCGCAGGGAAUGCAAACAGGCAUCAUCAAAAAAUGAUAUAACAAAAGUAUGCAAAAAAGUCACAGAGAACUCCCUCUACAGCUGCAUCACUAAAAAUGAAGUGGGCUCUACAUGCUGCAGCUAUGCAGGGCGUCACACCACCUGCAGAGAGUACUGCCAGGCCAUCUUCAGAACUGACUCAACGCCCACCAUGUCCCAGAUUAGCGCUGUCAAAGAUUACUGUCAGAGUCACAGCGCUCAGCUAAUCAGCUGUGUCAACAACUUCACAAAGUCCUACCCCAUACACAGCCCUGUUGACAGCCUGUACUGCUGUGACCGGGCAGCUACCCACUGCCAGAUGGCUUGCCGGCGAAUCCUUCGCACUAUGAGCACAGAGCAUGAGAUUAUGGAGGGUCUGAUCAAAGAAUGUGGCUCCCAGCCCCUCCCACAGGAGCCUAUGUGGCAAUGCUUCCUGGGCAGUGCCCACCCUCCUUCCAUACCUGAAGUGGAUACCUCACAUCCUGCCAAGAUGGACUGUGCCAAACUGCACUGCUGCUCCAAAGCAAACACCUCAGUCUGCAGGGACAUGUGUCAGGAGAUCAGCACUAACUGGGGCAGCCAGACAUGGCAAGACUUUGACCAGCUCUGUGAGUACAAUCCUGUGGAGACAGAGCUCAUCAACUGCCUGGCUGACGUCAGAGAGCCCUGCCAGCUUGGCUGCAAGGAUCUCACUUACUGCACCAACUUCAAUAACAGACCGACAGAGCUUUUCCGCAGCUGUAACAUUCAGUCAGACCAGGGCGCCAUGAAUGACAUCAAGCUGUGGUCUAAUGGGACAAUCAAGAUGCCAUUCAUGAACAUCCCUGUGCUGGACAUUAGGAAGUGCCUGCCCAAUAUGUGGAAGGCUGUGGCCUGUUCCCUGCAGAUUAAACCCUGCCACAGCAGGUCCAGAGGGAGUGUCAUAUGCAAGUCAGAUUGCGUGGAUAUCCUAACCCAGUGUGGCGAUAGGAAACGUUUUCACGAAGGACAAACACCAGAGAUAAUCUGUGAGCAGCUGUCGCCUAUUGAUGACCCUGAACACUGCAUCCCCCUCCAGAGAUACCUCACACCCAGCUCCCUAGGCAACAACAUUGUUGAGGAGGUCAUCCAUCCAUGCAACCCCAACCCCUGUCCAAGCAACCACAUAUGCCAGGUCAACAGGAAGGGGUGCCUUGAUGAACUCAACUGUCAGCCAUACCUCUGUGUGCCAGGCUGUAAAAUGGGUGAGGCCUCUGAGUUUUUGGUGCAACAGGACGCUCGUAUUCAAGUUCCCAUGCGCACUGGUCCUGCUGGGUGCUACGAGGUGUGCAGCUGUGGUCCCAGUGGGCACCUGGAGAACUGUGUGGAGAUGUCCUGCAUGGAUACCAGCAAGCCGUGCAUCAUAGCAGGACAGAGGAAGAGCCAUGGGACAUCUUUCAAGACUGACUGCCACAACUGUUACUGCUUUGCUGGUGACACCAUUUGCUCCAGAAGAGAAUGUCUCAGCUCCGUCAACACAGAUGGCAGUCAUCGCCACUUUACUGGUCUUCCCUGUAGCUGCCCGUACCGCUUCGUUCCAGUGUGUGCCUCUAAUGGGCGGACCUAUCCCAGUGCCUGUGUGGCACGGUGUAUGGGAUUCAAGGACAGUCAGUUUGUCUUCGGCCAGUGCCGCCUCAGUAAUCCCUGCACCAGCAAACCCUGCCAGAGAAACCAGAGGUGCAUCCCAAAGUUUCGUGUGUGUCUAAGUGACUUGUCAGAUUGUCCUCAAUAUGAGUGCGUGGGGCACCUGGCAACCUGCGAUAAGAACAGCAAGGAGUCAGCCUGCGACACUGACGGCCUGGUCCAUCACAGUCUGUGCCAUUUGCACCAGGCUGGGAAAACCCUGGCCUACAUGGGCCACUGCGAGGAUGCCUGCAAGAAGCCACAGCAAGUCUGUGGCCAUAAUGGGGAGACCUACAACACAGUGUGUGGUGCCUUUUCUGACCGUGUGGCUGUAGACUAUGAGGGCCCUUGCCAAGGUGUGGGGACUGUAUCUGACAUGGCCCCUGACUCAGCCUGCAGUUUGGUUCCUUGUCCAACACUGUCCACUCCAGUCUGCAAACCUGUCACCCCACCUGGAGCCUGCUGUCCUAUAUGUGCCAGUAUGCUGCAGAUCCUCUGGAACAAAGAGCAGAUGAACACAUUCUCACAGUUGAAUAAGAAGCAGCCAGUGACGGUCCAUGAUGUCCUUCAGAUCCUGCGGCCUCAUGUCUCAGUACCACAAUGUGAUGUUUUUGGCUACCUAAGUAUUGACCACCUACUGGUUGUCCUCAUCGCCCCAGUGGACCAGAAGCCAACACCUCUGCAGAUUGAAGCCUGCAGUAAGGAGGCUGAGAAGAUUGAUUCCCUCAUCAACUAUGCCAGCCCCACUCUGGUCUCCCACGUCCCUCUAUCUGCCUUCCUCACUUCUGAGAUCAAGACCUCCUCCAUCCACUCCUCAGGGGGCACACCACAUUCACAUCUGGCCCCCGUCCUGUGCUUCCUCCUGGGCCUCCUUGUUAUUGCGGCCCCUGUCCUCCAACAGCUCUAAGUGCCUAUUAUUCCUAGCUACCCUCUGUCUCACUGACUGUAAGUGUGCCAAAGUGAGUGUGUCUGGGAAGCCAUGGAAUAGGAAGAGACAGUGGUGAAGACAAUCAUUCCUAUUAACUGACCUGCGUUUCAAACAAUCAGGGUGGUGCAAAGCUUUUGUGUGAACAGUACUAUUCAAUAAUGAGCUGCUCACUGGAUUUCUCUCCAGUGGGCUGUGUGCAUGCGUGUGUGCGUGCAUGACCUUUAAAGAAGCAUAUGGCUUCGUAGCCAUCAGACCCAGGAACAAGGUCUUCUCUGAAAGCUGUUAAGAGGAGAUGUUACUUUCACGACUCAUUCUGUGCUCUGCUCAAGCUUUGUGUGUGUAUGCAUGUGCAUAUUUGAUUUACAGUUGGACAAAAUCUCCUUGUUUAGCAGCACAUCUGUCUGACAAAUUGGUUGAAAUUCCCUAUCUACACACACACACACACACAGAAGUGGCCCAAUUCUGGCCAAUUCAAGAUAAGAUGUCAAAAAGUUCAAAUUGUGAAGGAACCCAGGUUCACGCAGCAGUGAUCUGAGGUAAAGCCUUGGUCAGUUUCACUUAAUGAAAAGCUUUUCUCAAAAACAAACCUGGUGACACAAUACCUGAUGUGGUGCCUAUAAACUCUCAUUAAUAUAUUUAAAGUAAAUUCUGAUUUUUUUUUAAGGCAUAAAGGCUUAAAUGGAGCAGCUGUAUAAUUUAAGAAAAUGCUAAAUAGGAAGUACAUGAACUCUUUUGUUAGAAUAUAAUGUAAAUGGAUUUCCCUUUUCAUCUCACGUCACACAAUACUUCUGCUUUAUCUGAUUAUGUUUGCAAUUAAAUUUUUUAAUAAUAUAAACAGUCAGAAAAUGAAUUUCCUUUUGGAAAGAUCUACUUUCAUCCUUUUAGUCCCAGUGAUAGUUCAUUUUUUCAGUCAACUAAUUAAAUAAUUUAUUAUGUGUCAACUAUAUACAGAAUGGAAUUUAAAUCCUCUACAGUCAAGUUUUAUUUACACUGUUGCCAAGUUUUUAGCAUGCUGUCACUUGGUAGUAAGGAUCAUAAUUUAAACCUCAAGAUUCUGAGCUGGGCAUUUAAACACUGCUUCAAAAGCUAAUUGCAGCUGAUGAUCAUCAGAUUAUUAGUAGAUGAGUUCCAGUAUAUUAUCAGAAAAUCAAAUCUAGUACUCACUCUCUUGUUGUAUUAAAAAAAAUCAUAACUUUGAGUUUAACUGUGGUCACCUUGGAUUUUUGAGCCUCCGUGAAUGCAGCAUGACCUCUGUUCCCCAUUUAGUGUUAACAUAACUACACUGUAAUAAUAAUUUCUUUAUUACACUGCAUUUCUCUUGGUGCCUAAAACAUGCUAAAUUGUUAAUACAGUCCCCUCAUUUUAAAAAUAAAUAUUAGUUGAAUUAUAAUUUAAAGCAGGAUUAUACAGAUUAUCACUCCUUUUCUGUAAUACCAAUAGCUCUGAAAAUCAUUAAAGGGAAGUUUUCUGUCUGAACAUAUGAGAAGCAAGAAACAAAAGGACAAUCAGUUACUUUCUACCCACCUUUGGGUAGAUUUUCCACAGUAUGGCUUUCAUAUAGUGGCAUAUAUGAAGUAAUAAUAAAAAUGCAAUAACUUUAUAUUUGUUAAGAAAUGUGUUUGUGUUUGAUAUGUAUUUGAUAAUGAAUUGAUCACCAAUGUGCCAUUUUUUUAAACAAAUAGCUGUUAUUCUUUGUUGCAUGAUGACAAUUAUGAAAUGUAUUUACUCCAGAAUGUAAUAUAGUAUGUGCUUUCCCAUUCCUAUGUGUCUUAUCUGCCUGUAUAGCACAAUUUGUCCCCUUAUCUAACAGUAUUACUGUGUUAGGCAGCUCUGUAGCAGGGAACCUACCAUCCAUUAUUAUUAUUAUUAUUAUUAUUAUUGGUUAUUUUUAUGUUCUGUGAAACCUAGAUUUCUUACUCUUUUUUUGUAUCUUGUCAGUGUUUAAUUUCACUUUACAGUAAAGAAUGAAAAAGUUCA
Archocentrus centrarchus (flier cichlid) is the source of this 4970-nucleotide messenger RNA. It is a transcript of the gene reck, whose product is annotated as reversion-inducing-cysteine-rich protein with kazal motifs. The record is from RefSeq and is a predicted model, not a curated record. Gene Ontology annotation, cellular component: plasma membrane. The transcript is spliced from 21 exons. Gene Ontology annotation, biological process: extracellular matrix organization; blood vessel maturation; sprouting angiogenesis. The coding region runs from base 96 to 2972 and encodes 958 amino acids. NCBI's taxonomy places the organism in Eukaryota, Metazoa, Chordata, Actinopteri, Cichliformes, Cichlidae. Gene Ontology annotation, molecular function: protein binding; metalloendopeptidase inhibitor activity.